Messenger RNA from Dicentrarchus labrax (European seabass), 1403 nucleotides. Its product is annotated as kallikrein-6-like. The transcript has 6 exons. Gene Ontology annotation, biological process: proteolysis. The record is from RefSeq and is a predicted model, not a curated record. Bases 41 to 802 code for a protein of 253 amino acids. NCBI's taxonomy places the organism in Eukaryota, Metazoa, Chordata, Actinopteri, Moronidae. Gene Ontology annotation, molecular function: serine-type endopeptidase activity.
GUUGUAACAGGAAGACAAACAUUAGACGUCAACGGUAUCGAUGGCUCCUCUGCUUCUCCUUUUGCUUUCUGUCAGCAUCACAGGAAGCACAGUGGUGGAUCUGCAGAAGAGAAUCAUUGGAGGUCAACCAUGUGAGCGCCAGUACCACGUCAAACUUAAAGGAGUUGCUGCUGGUAGAUCAUCCAACAUGUGUGGUGGCUCUCUGAUCAGUGACCGGUGGAUUUUGACUGCAGCUCACUGUUUGAAGCCAGGAAGAACUAUGUUUGCAGGUUUAGCUGUGCUUCCAGGGGGUCUAGCACAAGAAGUGCAAAUCACAGCAGAACCAGUGAUCUAUACAGACAAAGACAACAGGUUCCAUGAUAUCAUGCUGCUGCAGCUACCUGAGCCCACUAAGAUUCAACCUGUAGCUCUUCCUGACUGUGAAUAUUAUCCUAAAAUGGUUGAGAUCGCAGGUCACGCUGCCACUACUGGAGGCCCAAAUAAAGAAAGAAAACCCAGUUCAUCCCCUACUCUCCACUGUGCAGACAUUGAGGUUGUCAGCUGUGAAAACCUCAACAAAACCUUGCAGGCACAUUUCCCAAAGGUCUACCAAGUCAAGCAGUAUCAACACUGGUUCUGUGGCCAAACACCUGGAGUGGAUAUAUGUUAUGGGGAUUCUGGAGGAGGCGUGGUGUACGAAGACAAGAUUUAUGGCGUCAUUUCUUUUCUUGGUGAUCCUGACAAUGUAUGUAGAAAAGCAGCUGCAUUCAUCGAGCUCUGCAAUUCAGAAUACACUACAUGGAUUCAUAAAACUAUUAGCUGAGGGGAACAAAAUGUCUACAGUAGCCUAUGAUGUGGUUAACUGUAAAGACUCUUUCAUAUGACAAAUAUGUGAGAUUACAGCUCAACAAAUAAUUUCCUGUGGCUCCUGUGGUGUUUUUGUAACAGUUUUUAUAUUUGGAUAUAAAAGUGAUACUCACCAUCCUAAGACCAGAUCAUCAAUCAAUCUGGUUCUAUACCUACGACAAAAAAUACAGAGCCCUUGCCAGAAAUUUUGAAACACCAUGGUCAUAAAUCAGUGUUAUCCAAGCCCAAAAGAUUGUAUCUGUAUAAUUGUUACGCCCCUGUCUAGGGGGAAGGAGCGCCACAUAAAUGUGUGAUGAAAAUGAACCAAGAAUCCUACCCCGAUUCCCAAACGAACAACUAACACAGUGUUAACAAUCAAGUGAUGUGAUUUAUUUACAAACAGGUGAAACAAAGUGCAACAAAGACUAAACAACAAACUUCAGGGUGAACCAAGGCCAAAACAACAAACAAAACAGGGCUAACUUCCUUAAACAAAAAUCCUUACUAAUCCCUAUGCAAUAGAAAUAAAAUACAGUUACUAAACCUAACUCCCUAUCCUAAUGAAAAACAGGAGAAAA